Salvelinus fontinalis (brook trout) is the source of this 4397-nucleotide messenger RNA. Its product is annotated as NLR family CARD domain-containing protein 3-like. The record is from RefSeq and is a predicted model, not a curated record. Bases 816 to 3149 code for a protein of 777 amino acids. The transcript is spliced from 7 exons. NCBI's taxonomy places the organism in Eukaryota, Metazoa, Chordata, Actinopteri, Salmoniformes, Salmonidae. Gene Ontology annotation, molecular function: protein binding.
CGUCUUAAAAUAAAUGUAACCAUUAACAAAGUAGGCUAGGCCUAGCAUACUGUUCAAAUCCGUGAGUUUACAGGACCUAUAUCCUAUACUGGAAGAACAAAAAUGCUAUAAAGGUCAGCACAUCCUGAUCAGAGGUCUGCCAUGAAUUCCCCCGAGGAGAGGCACAUUGUAGGACCCCUUGUACAUUGUUCAUUUGAAAGGCUAAUUUGACUCACCUGUGUUAUUGUCAUCAUUAACCAACAUUGUUAAUAAACAUUACAUGACAUUCUUAAUUAAGAUUACAUUAGGCUGCUACCACUCCUGCAGUGCUAGCCACAGUAUCUUUUUCAGAUCUUAAGACAAUUUUCAGAGCAGAUCAGAAUCUCACUUGUGAUUGAUGCAUUAUGUUUGUCUCCUAACGUUGCUUUAUUAAACUUGGAAUAUACUUCAUGGUUUUAUGCUCGGGAGGAAAAAAUUCCCCAACUAUCCACAUGCAUGCUAUGUAUCUCUGGUUUUCAAUGCUCACAACUCUCAAAUCAACCACACACACUUCUAGCACAUCAUGUUUUUGUUCUAUUAAUUGAUAGUGGUAUCUACCCUGUAUAUAAUCUGAACGUUUCACAACUCUAUGGCCUCUGUUAAAAUAGGGACUUUUUUUUCUCUCCAUUUCCUGCUUUCAGUUUAGUUGUGUUUUACUUGAAGAUGCAAGCUGGGUUACACCAGUAAUAGCGGUCUCAGAAGUUGUAUUUCUGUUUAGCUUAAAAGUAAUGUACCAUUAGGCUGCAAGUGUUGUAAAAGGUGUUGUGUUUUAAAAGUCCAGUGUACAAGGGGUCAAAAUGAGUCUCUCUGAGGAGAAUGAGGAGGGAGGCCCUCCCUCUAGUAUCUGUGAAGAGACUGAAGAGGAAGCCACUGCUUCUAGAAUGAGUCCCUCAGGGAGUGAGGUACAAAUGUCCCUUAAAAGGAGUUUUCCUGCAGAACAGGACACUGACUGUGAACUUAAGAGGAUCAAGACAGACAGACGAGUCUCACCUGUACCUAGCUGUGUCUCCAUGAAGAGUGACAAGUCGAUGGGACGAGAUAUUUUCUUCAGCGAUGGAGAAUUAUCCACUGGGCAAAGCAGUAUCUCUGAGGAGAAUGACACGUCAAUGGAUCACCAACCCAGAGGGCCUACUGAUGACAAAGUGUACAUAACUGUUUCCACUAAGACUAAGACAGAAAUCCAGGAGAAAAUGAAAUCCUACUUGAAGAAUAGGGCAUGUUCUUUAUUUGAGGGCAUUGAGGAUCAAGCCAAAAAAACACCUCUUAACAACAUCUACACAGAACUCUACAUCACACAAGGUGGAAGUGGAGAGGUCAAUUAUGAACAUGAGGUGAGACAGAUUGAGACAGCAUGCAGGUUUCCAGUAGAACAAGAGACAUCAAUCCAACUCAAUGACAUCUUCAAACCCUUACCUGGACAAGACAAGCCUAUCAGAACAGUGCUGACAAGGGGAGUUGCUGGCAUUGGAAAAACAGUGUCUGUGCUGAAGUUCAUGUUGGACUGGGCUGAAGGAAAAGCAAACCAAGACAUCCAGAUCAUCUUCCCACUUCCUUUUCGGGAUCUGAACUUGAUGAGAGAUACAAAUCAAAGUCUGAUAAAACUACUUCAUCACUCCUUUAUAGAAACAAAAGAAUCAGAAAUCUCAGAAAACGAAAAUAUUGUGUUUGUUUUUGAUGGUCUGGAUGAAUGUCGCCUUCCUCUGGACUUCCAGAAUAAUAAGAUCUGCUGUGAUAUCACAGAGUCAACUUCAGUGGAUGUGUUGCUGACAAACCUCAUCAAAGGGAAUCUGCUUCCCUGUGCUCACAUUUGGAUAACCACCCGACCUGCAGCAGCCAAUCAGAUCCCUCCUGAUUGUGUUGACCAGGUGACAGAGGUACGAGGGUUCAAUGACCUACAGAAGGAGGAAUACUUCAGGAAGAGAAUCACUGAGGAGGACCUGGCCAGCAGAAUCAUCUCACACAUAAAGACAUCAAGGAGCCUCCACAUCAUGUGCCACAUUCCAGUGUUCUGUUGGAUUUCAGCCACUGUCCUAGAGAGACUAUUGGUUGAAGCAGAGAGUCGAGAGAUCCCCAAGAAUCUAACUCAAAUGUACGCUCACCUCAUGAUCUUCCAGUCAAAACUGAGGAGUCAGAAGUAUCCUGUAGAGCCUUCCAACGAUUUUUACUGGGAUAAAGAGAUGAUUCUGGCACUGGGAAAACUGGCUUUUCAACAGCUAGAAAAAGGCCAUCUGAUAUUCUAUGAGGAAGACCUGAGAGAGUGUGGCAUUGACAUCAAGGAUGCGUCUGUGUACUCUGGAGUGUGCACUCAGAUCUUCAGAGAAGAGUCUGGGCUUAACCAGAUGAAGGUGUACUGCUUUGUACAUCUGAGUAUCCAGGAGUUUCUGGCUGCACUAUAUGUGUUCCUCAUGUUCACUAACGACAACAACAAUCUGAUGGCUAAAGAGAGAUCCCUCCGCAACAAAAACAGUCUAUAUGAAGAUGCAGUGGACAAGGCCUUGCAGUUUGAAAAUGGCCAUCUGGACCUUUUCCUCCGCUUCCUUCUAGGCCUUUCACAUGAGUCCAAUCAGCAUCUCCUACAAGGCCUACUGACACCAACAGGAAGCAGAUCACAAAGCAACAAGGAAACAGUCAAGUACAUCAAGGAGAAGAUCAGAAAGAAACUCCCUAUGGAGAGAUGCAUCAAUCUGUUCCACUGUCUGACUGAACUGAAUGAUCAUUCUCUAGUGGAGGAGAUCCAAAGCUACCUGAGCUCAGGAAGUCUCUCAAAAUCUAAACUCUCAUCUCAACAAUGGUCAGCUCUGGUCUUCAUGUUGCUGACCUCCGAGAAGCUGGAUGUGUUUGACCUGAAGAAAUACAUCAGAUCAGAUGCAUCUCUUCUCAAACUUCUCCCAGUUGUCAGAUCCUCUAGAACAGCCCUGCUGAACGAAUGUAAACUCACCAAGAAAAGCUGUGAGGCAUUAGCUUCUGUUCUCAAAUCAAACUCUUGCUGUCUGAGACUGCUGGACAUGAGUGGUAAUAAACUUCAGGAUUCAGGAGUGAAGCUGCUCUCUGCUGGACUGGGGGAUCCACACUGUAAACUGGAGACAUUGAAUUGGACGAAUCGACUGAUGUCAGUGGGGAAGCCCAGUUGAUUGCGUUUAUGCGAUACAGAGACAUUUCAGAAAUAAUGAGCACAUUCGGUUCUGCAAGAAGCUAACGGGGAGAACUACAGGUGAGGAUGCGUUUCACGUUAUUGACAGCUUUAUCUCAGAGCACAAUCAGGAUUGGAAAUCCUGUUUUCAUGUGUGCACGGAUCGUGCUGCAUCAAUGCCUGGGAGAGUAAAAUGGUCGCCCACAUAAGUAAAUUCCACUGUAUCAUUCACAGAGGCAUUGGACAGUAAGAGAAUGAGUCCCGCUUCACACUGACGUCCGUUGGCUAUCCAGAGGGAAAACGCUACAGAGGCUUUUUGAGCUGCGUGUUGAAGGAGCACUCACACCCCCUUGUGGCUGUGUUCGAGGACACAGACUGGGGAACCCGCCUUGCCUAUCUUGUUGAUCUGUUCGCAAACUGAACAACCUGAAUCUAACUGCGAGGUAGACACAUUCUAAACAUGUAUGACAAAGUGUGUGGAUUCAUGAAGAAGAUCAAACUCAGGGAGAGGAAAUUUGAGGAUGAAGAAGUAAGUUGUUUCCACCAGCUUGACACCUAACGUUUUACAGUUGAUACUGACAGAGCUCCUAUGGUGCAAAUAGUGAGUUUACAUUUAUCCAAAAGCAACAGUGAGUUCAACUCCUACUUCCCUGACAUUGAAAACAAAACUGCCAAACUUAACCACAUUUCUGUCAAAUUUACACCUAAUCUAGGAAUCACGCUGGUCACACGGCAUGAGGGGGGACUUCAGGCAGAUCAGUGUUUUAGGUUGGGAACCACUGGCAUUCAUGAUGAUAUUAUUAUGGACAAAAUAUUAUUUUAAUUUGCGCUGCUCUAUAAUGUGCCUUGAUUGAAUUCCUAUUACAUUUUUCAUCUUUAACUCUGCAUUUUUGGAAAAGGAUCCGUAAGUAAGCAUUUCACUGUUAAUCUACACCUGUUGUCUACGAAGCAUGUGACAAAUACCAUUUUAUUUGAUUCUGACCUUGGUCUCUGAUGUAGCAUAAUUGAAGACAAUUUGUCAGCAGUUUGUAUCAUUGUCUUUAGAUGUGUCAUGGAGUAUGUACAAUUAUCACUUGAAAUUAUGAAUCGGGGCACCAGUUCGUUAUUCAACAAAAUCGGUCAGUUUAGUUGUGUUCCUUUCAAUUCAAUAAAAGGUUCAACAUAUGACAUUAAAAUGACACAUCGUUGCAGAUGCAAAAUGUACAUUUUCUGAAAUAUUUGAUAUUGUGGAAUUUUCCUCCUGUACUUU